Messenger RNA from Aspergillus oryzae RIB40, 11964 nucleotides. RefSeq lists its product as uncharacterized. NCBI's taxonomy places the organism in Eukaryota, Fungi, Ascomycota, Eurotiomycetes, Eurotiales, Aspergillaceae. Gene Ontology annotation, cellular component: cytoplasm. Gene Ontology annotation, molecular function: phosphopantetheine binding; catalytic activity. The transcript has a single exon. The record is from RefSeq and is a predicted model, not a curated record. Bases 1 to 11964 code for a protein of 3987 amino acids. Gene Ontology annotation, biological process: secondary metabolite biosynthetic process; amino acid activation for nonribosomal peptide biosynthetic process.
AUGGGUAGUCUAGACCCCGAGAGAGAGGCAUUAGAGCCUACGUUCGCUAUGGAUACUAUUACCGACUCGAUUCAACAAGCUAAAAUCCCCCUUACCCACAUCCAAACGGCACAUGCGGCCUCCAAGUUGCAAGAAGAGAUGAUUCUUGCGACAAUGAUGGACGUGGACCAUCAGGUCUAUCUGGAAACAUACCAUUUCACUACGACCCAGAAGAUCCAGGCCACCCAGUUGUCCCAUGCCCUGCAGAGACUGAUAGAAAAACACGCCAUCUUGCGGUCAUUGUUUUGUUGGGACGAUAAUGGCAACAGCACAAAGUCGACCAUGGUGCGUCUUGUGGUUCUCGAUACGAAAUACCUUCUCAAGAUGGGCACCUUCAUUGGGUACAACGCCCAGAAUGCAAAUGUGGUAUUCUAUAUGAUAGGAUCGCCCUUUUCAGCCGGUGUAGAGUGGUCCGGGGAAUUGCCAUGGAAGAUCUCUCUUUCGCAGUCGUCCGAUCAACAAGGAUCACGAUUGACUCUGAGCUUCCACCACGCAAUACUCGAUGGAACCUCGGCACGUCAGCUACUACUCGCGAUUCAAAAUGAGCUAGACUCCCCAGCGUCUGUAGUACCGCAAUUCGACAUCUUUGCAGCCAACAAAGCCCUGGCUAAACGGUGCAAUGAUGAUACUCGCGCUCAAAUCAAGGAGAGGUUUGCGGCAGUGCAAAUCAAACCUAACCUCCAAAGUAUGGAGCCUGGCCGGCGAUCGACUGAGAACUUCCGGCACGCCGAGCAAACAAGCCGCAUCGAAACGAGGUUUCCCCCUUAUGCUGCUAGAGCUGCCGUUCCCGCCUGGAUAGCAAGAUUGGCGCUAUCGAUGGCAUUAUGCUCGUGCGAGGGUGUCAGUGAGACAGUGUUCCUGGAGAUCAUGUCAGGUCGAAAGGCUCUUUCACAGCAGCAUCAAGAGGUCCUCGGUCCUCUAUUGGCUCCUCAAAUUCGACAUGCCCGGUUUCCCAGAGAUACUCCGUUAUCAGAUGCUGCGCAGUCACUGAAGUCAACCCACGAUGUUGAACAUGGGUUUUCUGUUGGUCAGCUCAAAUCACUUUUACCGGAGCUAGCCCAUCAUAUCGAUGUCAGCCUUGUUUGCCAGACAGACAUGUCGUAUCCUUCAAAUGGAGUUGGCGGUUUCCUAUGGGAUUACCGGGAGACAAAAACUGACAUUCCUUUGGUCGUCGAGCUAUUGCCACCGAGAGAAGGAUUCUUUCACGUCAGUAUACGUUAUCAUCAGAAUAGGUAUACGGACGACUAUAUAACUAGGCUCCUGCGAACCUUUGGUGGGUAUUUGCAAUGGCUGCAAGGAAACUACACCCACCUAUCCCAUUAUACCUUUCAUCACCGGAGCUCGGACGGUGAUCCACUUCUCAACAUUGUCAAGAGACACGAAAUCGACGCUAUACCACAGGAGCAGCUCCACUGUUCGACCGAGCCUCACAUCAAAACUGAGGUUGGAGUCCAUGAAAUAUUUGAACUCCAGGCAAAGCGAACGCCACAAAAGAUCGCUUUACAAUACGAGAAUUCCCAGUACAUGACCUACGCCGAUCUGAACCUACGAUGCGACGAGAUGGCAGGCGCCCUUGCGUACCAAAUCGGGCGCUUAGUCCCACGACCAGCUGAUUACGAGGAGGUGGUUGCAAUCUGGUUUGAAAAGAGCAUUGAUAUGAUUAUAGCCAUCAUGUCGAUUCUGAAAGCUGGUCUAGCAUAUGUCGUCAUUGAUGUGAAUCACCCGGCUGAGCGAAUCGCACAUAUUCUUGAGCUGUGCAAGGCAAGCAUUAUUCUGUGUGGCAACAUGACCGGCGCAGAGAAACUGAGCGAAAUCGCACGCAGGAGAGGUGCAUCAAUAUUCACUUUAGGCGAUCUUCUCAAUGAGCAGAACCCUCAACUAGGUCAACGUUCUCUCAAUAAAAGAAGAGAAGGCUUUUCGGCUUCCUCGUUGGCAUGUGUUCAUUUCACCUCAGGGACGACUGGAGUGCCGAAAGGAAUCAUGAUUGAGCAUCGCAAUAUCGCGGCAGUUGUACGUACCAAAGUGCCUGGUUUUAUGGGGGACUGGACUGCUUGUCAGCUUCAGUUGACAGGCCCUACGUUCGACAUUAUAAUACUAGAUGUCUUCGGCACACUAGGAUGUGGGGGACGGCUUAUACUUGGUUCAACAACGAGCUUGCUAUCAUCACUGCCCCAGUGGUUGGAGAAGACCAGCGUAACACAUCUAGGCACGACGCCUGCCGUGGCAAGUGCAUUCAAUGAACAGAUUCCAGUUUUUCUGCGUGUUAUUACUCUUGGAGGAGAAGUGUUCCACCCUUCCCUCUUACGAGACACGCCCAAAGAAUGUCGUAUAUUUAACGGAUACGGUCCUAGCGAAACCACAGUCGUUGCAACACUCUAUAAAACUGACCCGAGCGACCAGUCUGUACAAAAGAUUCCCGUUGGGCUGCCUUACGGACGAAGUCGAAUCUAUGUUGUAGUGCCACAGACCUUCCAACAAGUAGCUGUUGGGGAAAUUGGGGAGAUCAUUAUAGGAGGGCCGCAAGUCACGCGAGGCUAUUUGGGAAAUCCAGAACUAACAGCGUCAAAAUUCCAACCUAGCCCCUUCCCUGACUCUAAACUGGUAUAUCGAACGGGAGAUUUCGGCCGGUUCUUGCCUGAUGGGACGCUGGACUACAUUGGGCGCAUUGACAAUCAGGUCAAACUCCGCGGCCAAAGAAUAGAAGUGGAGGAGACUGAAGCAGUAAUUACAAUGCAUAGUCGAGUGAAGGCCUGUGCAGUUGUUAAGGCUGACACAUCUGAUGGCGGCUGUUUGGCAGCAUUCGUCGAGUUGCAUACAAGAUCUACAACCGAUGACCAGAACGGAGCAUCUGGAGAGCUGUCUUGGUCCCAAACUACAAAGGAGCUCAUGUCCAAGGCUUCUCAGACUUUGCCGGAGUACAUGGUGCCAGCGUUUAUCUUCCAGGUGAAAGAUCGUCUUCCACAUACGAUGAAUGGAAAAGUUGAUCGACGUGGGCUGUCGAAUCGAGCCACGAAACUGAUCGAGGACGAGGCGCAACUCGCAACAGCCAGUUAUUCCGAACCCCAGAGCAAAGCGGAGAGGGUUGUAUGUAAUGUGUUUGGUGAUGUGUUGUCGUGUCGAGUGGGAGUUGAUGAUAAUCUCCUGAACAUGGGUGGACAUUCUAUCACUGCCAUCCGAGCCGCUACCAGAAUCAAUCACGAGCUGAAUCUUGAAAUUACCUUUCGAGAUAUCUUGCAAUUUCCUACUCCUCGUUCCUUAUGUGCCCGGAUUUAUCAACCAGGCGAAUCCACAGAGCAAUCAGAAGCACGGAAGCCAAGAUUGGUCCGAGUUUCAGAGCCUGUGGAGCUAUCUUCUGCUCAAUCUCGGCUGUGGUUCCUAGACCAGCUACACCAAAGCUUAAGUUGGUAUCUAAUGAUAUUGGCCUUCCGGGUUCGAGGCCCGCUUCGCCUAGAUGCGUUGGAAGCGGCCUUCCUUGCCCUUGAACAGCGGCAUGAAACCCUUCGAACAACCUUCGAGCAAAAAGACGGAGUAACUGUUCAAGUGGUCCAUCCGUUUCAGCACAGGCCACUGCGAGUAACAGAUAUAAAUGGAAGCGAUAAGGAGCAGACGCUUCACAAGGCACUCCUUAAGGAGCAGACCACGCCUUUUAACCUUACAAGAGAGCCUGGAUGGAGACCAUCAGUCUUUCGGAUAGAUUCACAGAACCAUGUCAUAUCGAUUGUUCUACAUCAUAUCAUAGGAGAUGGCUGGUCGAUGGGUAUUGUGCUUCGGGAGCUAGCUGUGCUGUACGCUGCGGCUAUCAGCGGCAGUGAUCCAAUGACUCGAUUGACACCACUCCCACUUCAAUAUCCUGCCUAUUCUGUCUGGCAACGGCAGGAGGAGCAACUUGCUAAGCACCGCCAUCAGCUCAAGUACUGGUCUGAACAGUUACAAGGUAGCCAGCCGGCUGAGUUUUUCUGUGACAAGGCACGACCGUCCAGUCCAUCAGGCAAUGCUGAAGUGAGAACACUGAGCAUCACAGGGGAGAUAUAUGACCAGCUCCGAAGCUUUUGCCAGAGCUAUCAAGUAACGCCAUUUGUACCCCUACUGGCAGCAUUCCGAGCCGCUCAUUAUCGUCUCUGUGGGACCGAGGACGCGACUGUUGGGACACCAAUAACGAACCGGAGCAGAGCGGAGCACGAAGGCAUAAUCGGUUUGUUUGUCAAUGUGCAAUGCAUAAGGAUUCGUAUCUCGGAAACAGAUUCAUUCGAUACAUUGACAAAGCAUGUCAGGGAUACCGUAACGGCGGCUUUCGAUAAUGAGGAGGUCCCCUUCGAAGAUAUUGUCUCAGAGCUGCAACCCACAAGAGCCACGGAUCGUAAUCCAUUGGUCCAGACAGUAUUCGCUGUACACCCGGAGGGCUUUGAUCAGAUCUCCCUUGAAGGGCUCUACACUGAAAGAAUCAAUGUUACAUAUGCUACCAGGUUCGAUCUAGAGGUUCACUUCUAUCAGCAUGCCGAUGGCCUCGCAGGUGAGAUCAUGUAUGCCACUGAUCUCUUUCACUCUGAGACAAUCCAAGCAAUAUCAUCAGUCUUUAUGAGUAUCCUCCAAUAUGGCGUGCAAAGCCCUAAUACAAAGAUUGAUGUUAUACCACUCAUGCAAGCACCGUCCACUUUUCAAGAUGUGGACAUAGUCGGAACUCCAUCCACUGACUACCCGAAAGAUAUAAGUGUGGUCGAACUCUUUGGCCAGCAGGUCGCUGCCUCGCCUAGCGCAGUGGCGGUCAAGGACUCAUCCUGCCAGCUAACCUAUGCUGAGCUUGACCACCAAUCUGAUAGGAUUUGUCACUGGCUGAUGGGGCAGGGAUUACCGGCAGAGACGAUUGUUGCUGUAUUCUCCCAGCGGUCGUGCCAAACAAUUGUCACCUUCAUGGGAAUAUUGAAGGCCAGCAUGGCCUAUUUGCCAUUAGAUGAAAGAGUCCCCGAUGCUCGGAUUGAGGUUAUCCUGGCCUCCCUCCAAGAUCCUAGGCUUAUCUUGGUUGGCUCCGGCGUUCGAACCCCAGUCGUUGGGCUCAAAGAUGUUAUGAUAAUGCCCAUUUUGGGGAUCAUGGAUACGAAAGAAAUACCUCCCGUGGUACCUGUCGCGGGGCCUUCGGCAAGCAGUCUAGCCUAUGUUAUAUUCACGUCUGGGUCAACUGGUCAACCGAAGGGCGUGAUGAUUGAGCAUAGAGGGAUAGUGUCACGUAUGAAACGUGGCAACACUGUGAGCGAGAGCGAUUGCACAAAGGCUUGGGCUCAUUUGAGCAGCAUUGCAUUCGAUGCUUCUGUUCUAGAGAUCUAUACUCCGCUCCUCAAUGGCGGCAGUGUUAUCUGUAUAGAUACCAUGACGGUCCUGGACUAUGCUGCUCUGGAGCAAACCUUCAGCAAAACGGGUGUCCGAUGCGCUCUGCUCACGCCAGCUAUGCUCAAGCAGCUGCUAUCCGAAUCACCGGAUAUCGUUGCACAGCUCGAUACUUUGGUUGUUGGUGGUGACCGAGCGGACCCUCAAGACAUGUUCAGAGCACAACGGUUGGUGGGAUCGAGCGUGAUCAAUGCAUAUGGACCAACGGAAAACACAAUUGUCAGUACAGCAUACUGCAUGUCGAAAGACAGCGAAUGUUCCAAUGGCGUACCAAUUGGCCGCGCCAUUAACAACUCGGGAGCAUACGUCAUGGACCAAGAGUUACGCCCUGUUCCCCUAGGAGUGAUGGGUGAGCUUGUUGUAGUUGGUGACGGACUUGCACGCGGCUAUACAGAUCCAGAACGAAAUGGAGGAUUAUUCGUCACUAUCACUAUCAGCGGACACUCGAUGAAGGCAUAUCGUACAGGAGACCGUGUCCGGUAUCGCCCGGUCGAUGGUGAGCUGGAAUACUUCGGCCGGCUCAACGAUCAGGUCAAAAUUAGAGGUCAUCGGGUGGAGCUGGGUGAGAUAGAGCAAGCUCUAUUGGAUCAAGGCAGCUUGGCCGAAGCGGUUGUUGUCUUGCAGCGAAGCGAUGCUGACGAUGAUACUCGUCUGGUUGCUUUUGUGAGAGAGAAGCGGGAUGUUGAAGAUAAGGAACACAAUAACGAGCAACAACAAGAGGAAGGAUGGAAAGAGAUCUUCAGCACAGCCGUGUAUGAUGUCGGAAUUCAAAGUCAUCAAGUUGGACGCGACUUUUCUGGUUGGACGUCGAUGUACGACGGAACUAACAUUGACAAAGGGGAGAUGAAUGAAUGGCUGGAUGACACCAUUUCAACUCUGCUAGAUGGCCGCCCCCCUGGCAAUGUCUUGGAGGUAGGGACAGGUUCCGGAAUGAUCUUGUUCAAUAUACCACAGGGCUUGAGGACCUACGUGGGUCUAGAGCCUGCCCAGCCAAUUGUUGACUUUGUCCAAAAGACCAUCCAUGAUCAUCGUGGCGACCUGAAUGACAAGGUUCGACUGCAUAUCGGGACAGCGGCAGAUGUGGGCAAGAUAGCAGAGUUUUGCACUGCGCAGCCAGAUCUUGUAGUGGUCAACUCGGUGGCCCAGUACUUCCCAGGCGGAGAUUAUCUUGCUCGAACAAUAGGCGAUCUUCUGAAGGAGCACAAGGCGAAAACUCUGUUUUUUGGCGAUAUGCGCUCCUACGCCUUGUAUAGGCAAUUCCAAGUGUCUAAGGCUUUACACAUUCUCGAGGACAAGGCUGAGCCCAGCGCGAUCCGCAAGAUUAUGGCUGAGACUGUAGAGAAUGAGACAGAGUUACUUGUCGACCCAGGCUUCUUUACUGCUUUGCCUCACCGAUUUCCCGGCCUUAUCCGGCAUGUUGAAAUUCUACCUAAGAAGAUGCGAGCCACCAAUGAACUGAGCUGUUAUCGCUAUUCGGCUGUUAUUCAUACUGUCCAUGGAGAUCAUCCCCUCUCGAUUUAUACCGUUGAGAGCCAUAAAUGGAUUGACUUUGUCUCGGAAGCAAUGGAUCAAGCUGCACUCAUCGAUAUUCUUAGCAAGAGAGCCGACGAUACCGAUGUUGUAGCCGUGGCGAAUAUCCCUCACGAAAAGACAAUAGUUGAAAGGGUCGUCCUGGAAUCACUUGAGAAUCAGCCCCAGGCUUGGCAGGGACUGACAUCUAUUCGCGACGAGGCCCACAAGCGCAACUCACUCUCGGUUAUUGAUCUGAUAAACAUAGCUUCCAUGACAGGAUUUCGGGUAGAGGUUAGCUGGGCUCGACAAUUUUCACAGGAUGGCGGUUUCGACGCGAUAUUCCACCGCAUCCAGUCAGAACAAAAUCAGGGACGGGCAGCAUUUCAGUUCCCAACAGACCACGAAGGCCGCCACGCUGACACAUUGACAAACAAUCCAAUGCUGCCUGGACUACGGAAGCCUAUUGAACAGACCUUGAGAGAAGGGUUGCAGCAACGACUUCCUUCAUACAUGGUACCCUCUAUCAUUAAGGUCCUCGAUCAGCUACCUAUAAACCAUAGUGGCAAGGUGGAUAGAAAGAGACUGGCACAAAUGACAGUGACUGUUUCUCCAUCGUUAGAUGAGAUAGAGAGAGAGUAUGUGGCACCCAGGGACGACUUGGAACGGACUCUUUGCGAGGAAUUCGGCAAUAUCCUUGGGUCAGAAGUUGGCAUUAUGGAUAAUUUCUUCAAUCUCGGCGGACACUCUCUGAUGGCGACGAGAGCGGUAUCCAAAAUUAUUCGUCGACUCGGAUCUGUUCUGAAUGUCCGAGAUUUAUUUGAUUAUCCAACUCCCGCACAGCUCGCCAGGAGAAUCUCGUCGGAGAGGGACGGUGAAAUGAUUGAACCCACGGUCGGAGCAUCGCACGCACUCACAAACCUUGCCCCGAAUGAAGUUGUGGGUUGGCGAGAAGCAGUCAGGGAAGCUGGACUACACGAUGGAGACAUAGAAAGGGUAAUGCCAUGCACCCCUUUCCAAGAGGGCGUCCUUACAAGCGACAUUGUUCUUGAGGGCCGCUCAGCAUAUCAGGCGGUUGUGCAAGUGACAAUAAAUUCUGCCCUCGACCUGGAGGCAUUGUCUGCUGCUUGGAGAAUCACCGUUAAAAGGGAGGAGAUGCUCCGCACAGCAUUUCUACCUAGCAUCGAUGCGUCAAAUCAGCAAGGUAUCUGUGGCCGUUCUUUCUUGCAGACAGUCUUUCGUGAUAGCUCUGUUGAGGUUCAAAGAGUUGCCACAAUUCAGGGUGGAAAGGCACGCAGCGGCGACAUUCAACCGCAGAUGGAUAUGGGCAAAAUACCAGUGUCAUUGGAAUUGGAUCGAGAGAGAGGCUCAAGUCGAUGGAGUCUCAGGCUCAAAAUUCAUCACGCUUUGUACGACGGGCAAUACCUCUCUUCAAUUAUCCAAGGUCUGGUUGGGGUUUACAAAGAGGGUAGCACAUUGUGCAAGAGUUCCCACAAGGAUCGGGUCUCUUUCUCAACGUUUGUACGCACGCUACAGGACGGGGACCCCGAUAAAGCUUGCGCCUUCUGGAAGGACUACCUUAAAGGGGGUAUGAGUGCUACAUGGCCUGUAACUAAUGGUCUCAAGGGUCCUAUGGCAGUAGAUCGAUCCCCCAAGAUCAAGAUUGGUGAGUGGGCAGGCGACGCUCGCAAAAUUGCGAAGCGAUUCCAGAUUACACCAGCUGCAAUGGCAAGGGCGGCCUUGGCUUUAACCAUAGCAGAACAUAGCAAUUCGGAUGAUGUGAUCCUGGGUGAGGUAUCAAGUGGCAGAUAUCACACCGGCUUUGUGGCUGGUCCUUGUAUCGCUACGCACCCCGUCAGAAUUAACAUGGCAAAGCAGGACACGUUUCAAAGUACCGAUAAUACGCAGUCUCGAAGAAUAUCACUACAUAGUCUGCUCAAGCUCUGUCGAGACACAUACUUGGAUACUAUGCACUAUCAGCAAGUUGGUCUCGAGUCAAUUAGGCUAUCAAGUGAAAGUCCCGAUUUACUACCGUUCCAAGUUCUAUUCGUUUACCAGGAAGCGGGCCCAGAAACAAAUGACUUCACUAUAUCCCAAUCUGAACAAGGCCGUGUGGACUUCCCUUUGGUAUUUGAAGUGUCUUGCCAUUCCACAACUGGCCACCUUUCAAUCCGAUGUGUAUUUGAUCCCGUUAUAUUUCCGCCUGGAGAUAUCGACUGGGUGAUGCAACAUGUUAUUGAUGCGCUCAGUCUCAUCGCCGAUCAAGCAAUUGCACGAAAGGCCGUACACAAACAUAUUGAUGCCAGACUUAUGAUCAGUGCCAAUGAAAGAGCGAAGUUGCAGCAGCUAGCAAGUAAACAGGAUGUCGUCGCCAACGACCCCGAUCAAACUGUCAUUGAUAUUAUCAGUCAACAGGCAGAGAAGGCCCCGGAGAAGAUAGCCCUUCAGUUUGAGCAGGAUCAGUUCCUCACAUAUCGGCAGCUGUUGGAUUCCGCGACUAUGCUUGCUGGUAGUAUCGAACGCAUGCUUGAGAACAGGAUGACUGAUGUUGACAAUCAGCCAUUGAUUCCAAUCGCUUUUGACAAGUCUUCAGAUAUGGUGAUUGUAAUUUUAGCUAUUCUGAAGGCCGGAGCAGCUUUCAUUCCGUUAGAUAUGAACUAUCCGAUCAAGCGGCUUCAGGAAAUCUGUGAGCUUACACAACCGCCAAUUUUGAUAUGGGAUGGCAUCAACGGCAGCGAGAAGAUCAACAGCCUGACCAACGCGACAGGAGCUGUUGCCUAUACAAUAGCCGAUCUCAGGAAGUCUGGCGGACCAGUAUCCGGAGGCAACCGACCUACCUCUCUGAACAGUCUAGCUUAUAUUCUGUUCACCUCAGGAUCUACGGGCGUGCCAAAGGGAGUCAUGGUCGAGCAUCGAAAUCUAACAGCCUUUACAAUGUCCGAGGAAGGAAGUGUCGACUGUUCAUGGACUUCCAACCGGCUUUCAUUCUUGGCCUAUACGUUCGAUGCUUCGAUGGGUGAUCUGUUCGCGACACUAUGUAAGGGUGGUCGCUUUUCCCUGGUGAGACGUAGCAAAAUGCUGUCGCAACUCAAUACCUGGCUUGAUAAUAUGAAUAUAACACACCUGGCAUUGACCCCUACACUCGGUGGUCUAUUGCCCAACGAUCUUCGUGAGGGUAGUAGGCAAUUACCGCAUCUCCGGAACCUAGUUUUCGGAGGUGAGCCGUUUCGUGCCAGCUUCCUCCGCAGGACACCUGUGGAGCUCACCGUGUGGAACGGCUAUGGUCCAAGCGAAACAACUAUUGAAGCAACAGCAUGUCAGCUACAAGGACCAAGUGCCGAGAGUGAGCGUGCCAGAGCAUACCUUCCGAUUGGAUCCCCCACUGGGGGUUGCCGUAUAUACAUCUUACGACCUGAGACGGAGGAGCCGGUACCCAUCGGUGCCAUUGGAGAAAUAUGCAUUGGAGGGCCACAGGUUGCGCGCGGAUACCUCGGCCAGCCAGACCUAACAGCAUGUCGGUUUACGCCCGAUCCAUUCGCCCCGUCGCGCGAGGGAAGGAUGUUCCGGACGGGUGAUCUAGGCAGAUUCCACAGUGAUGGUAACCUCGAGUAUCUCGACAGGGAAGAUGGUCAAGUGAAGCUUCGGGGUCUGCGAAUUGAUAUUAAUGAAGUGGAGUCAGUUGCCCAAACUCAUCCUGCGGUGACAGCAUGUGUGGUAGCCAAGGCAGUAAACAAUGACUCUGAGGCUCUAAUAGCCUUUGUCGAACUAAGCCAGUCGCCCUCGAUUAAUGGGAACGAUCUUAUGACCUUGAUAAAGGACCACAUUUCGCGCAGCGUCCCGGAUUACAUGGUACCUGCGCAUCUCCUACUUCCGCAGGGGCCGUUGCCUCGAACAGCACACGGCAAAACGAACAAGCUAGCAAUCCAGAAAAUGGCAAAUGCAGCCUAUGAGCAGUGCAUGGCAGAUGUAUCGGCUGGAAGACAGGUUCUUGUUCCAGCCAUACCCGGGACUCUUGAGGCCACAAUCGCAUCAGUCUGGGCUAAGGUAUUGGGAAUAAAGGAAGAUCGGGUGGAUAUAACCAUGCCCUUCUCUAAGUUGGGUGGCGACUCCAUUCGGUCAAUCACCUUGUUGGCCCUACUUCGACGAGCCGGACUGCGUGUAGACAUGGCAGAUGUCGCUCCAUCCUCCACUAUCCAGGUCGAAGCAGUUAAGAUUCGUGAUAGAACAAAAAAUGGUCGUAUCGCGGGCAAUCUGCACGUCCAUGACCGGGGAGGUAGAGCAACUAUCGUUCUUAUCCAUCCAUUCUUGGCGCAGUCGACUAUCUUCGAGCCGCUUGUACCUCUACUAGAUCGCCGCCUCAAUGUUAUUCUCGUCGACGAUCCGUUUUUUGGUACAGAUUCUUGUCCCGCGACAUUGGCGGAAUGGGCCACUUCAUAUCUGAUCAAUCUCAAGCCUCAUUUGAUCCGUGGUCAGCCUGUCAUAUUUGGUGGAUAUUCCGUCGGAGGGUUGAUCGCGUUCGAAAUGGCACAGCUAUGGGGGACACGUUACGGAAGUCACAGCGCAUCUGUCGUCUUACUGGACCCGGGAACAUAUGAACCUAUCAAUCGCACGUCGGCUGGAAACUCAGACGAAGAAAUCAUCCGAAACUCCCUCGGAAUGUCGGACGUUGAGCCAGAAGAUCUUGCUCCGUUCCGAGAACACUUUGACCGUCACAUCCGGGUCCUUCAGCACUCCGCCAGGCCUGCUUUGUAUCAGGGAAGAUGUCUUUACCUCGGCCUCCCUGAGCGUUUCCAGGAUGGCACAACUGCGUGGUGGAAAAAUCAAUGUCCCAACAUUGUCAUGAAUAAGGUUGAUUGCGACAACCACUACAAAAUGUUGAAGGGGCGUGGCAGGAUUCAGGCUAUAACUCAGUACAUCAAUGAAUACAGUGCGAGCCUUCUAUUCGGUGUAGCGGAUAGUGACUCCAGUCCUAAUCAAAAGAAACGCUCACGUCCAUCUGCUCCAUUUGUGAGCACCAAAAAGACAAAACGCCGAUGA